Molecule: messenger RNA, 2841 nt
Organism: Nerophis lumbriciformis (worm pipefish)
Lineage: Eukaryota; Metazoa; Chordata; Actinopteri; Syngnathiformes; Syngnathidae
Source: RefSeq, a predicted model, not a curated record
AUGCGUGCGCUGGUGAUUGACACUCGAGGCUUCUACUCCAUGUCCCGCCCUCUCCAACGUCCCCUCCUGAAAAUGGCCGGCCCGGCGUUGCUACUACUGCUCGCUUCCUGUUUCCUGCGCGCGUCAUCCUUCCCGCAAGACCUGGAAGCCAUCAGCGUGGUAGACGGUGAGCAUUCCCGAGACUUUGCGGGAUUCCAAAGUCUGCUGCAAGACAACCGCACGCUGCGUUUGGGGCUGGACUUCCAGACCAUGAGGCGCAUCAACCGCAUGCUCUUCAUCGCUGCCAGGGAUCACGUGUUUGCGGUCAACUUGUCGACAGCGGCGGACGCUUUUGUCCCUCAGAUGAAGCUGACAUGGCGUGCCACAGACGUCAGCAAGUGCGCCGUGCGCGGGAAAAACAGCGACGAGUGCUACAACUAUAUCAAGGUUUUGGUAGCGCGAGACGACGAGACGCUCUUUGUGUGCGGGACCAACGCUUUCGACCCGACAUGCCGCCAUUACAAGACGCGCACGUUGGAGCGGGUGGGCUCCGAGCUGCCGGGUCAGGCACGCUGCCCCUUCGAGUCUGGACAGUCCAACGCUGCUGCCUUCGCCGGCGGAGACUUCUACUCGGCCACCGUGACGGACUUUCUGGCCAGCGACGCCGUCAUCUACCGGAGUCUCGGAGACGGGCGGCCGGUCCUCAGGACCGUCAAAUAUGACUCCAAGUGGUUGCGAGAACCUCGCUUUCUGCACGCCAUCGACUACGGGAGCCACGUCUACUUCUUCCUGAGCGAGAUCGCCGUCGAGUACACCGCUUUGGGGAAGGUCGUCUUUUCUCGGGUGGCCAGAGUCUGCAAGAACGACAACGGCGGCUCCCCGAGAGUUCUGGACAAACACUGGACGUCCUUCCUCAAGGCUCGUCUGAACUGCUCGCUCCCCGGAGAUUCGCUCUUCUACUUCGACGUCCUCCAGUCGCUGACCAACGUGGUGCAGAUCAACGGGCGGCCCGCCGUGCUGGCGGUCUUCACCACGCAGGCUAACAGCAUCCCCGGUUCGGCCGUCUGCGCCUUCUACAUGGACGACGUGGAGAAAGCUUUCGAUGGAAAGUUCAAGGAACAACGAAGUGGCGACGCCUCUUGGGCCGCUAUCCCUGAGCGCGCCGUGCCUAGACCGAGGCCCGGCUCGUGCGCUGGCGAGGGCCCGGCGGCUGACUUCCGUUCUUCUUCGGAUUUCCCGGACGAGACGCUGACAUUCGUCAAGUCCUUCCCGCUGGUGGAUGAGUCCGUAGCCGCCGUCAACCGGCGACCGCUGUACACGCGCACCGCCAGCAGGUCCAAGCUGACGCGGAUUGCGGCGGAUGUGUCGGCGGGUCCCCGCAAGGAACGCACGGUGGUCUUCCUGGGCUCGGAGGACGGGCGCGUGGCCAAGGUGCUGCUGGCCACGCGGCCUAAUGACACCCGAGGAUCCAAACUCCUGGAGGACAUCCGCGUCUACGACCCCGACAGGUGUGAUCCGGGCUUGACGGAGGACCGGAGGGUUUUGGGUCUGGAGCUGGACAAAGAGCACCACGCCUUGUUCGUGGCAUUUAGCGGCUGCCUGCUUCGCGUACCACUCAGUCGCUGCGCGCGUCACGGCGUCUGCAAGAGGGCGUGUCUGGCCUCCCGUGACCCCUACUGCAUCUGGCUACGCACGGGAACUUGUGCGGACAUGGCGCCCGGAUUCAGGGCGGGCUUCGAGCAAGACAUUGAGGGAGACCACGCCCACCUGCCUGCCUGUCACGCCGACCUCUCGGCAGCGUCUCGUGACCGGGACGUGCCCGUCGACGCGUCGUAUGGUGUUCGCGGUGCGGAUGAAGAUCCCUCGUCUCACGUUCACUACACGCUGCUGCUAGCCUGCGCCCUCGUUGCGUUCUCGCUAGGCGCCGUGUCGUCGGGCUUGGCGGUGUCGCGCUUCUGCGGCGGGGACGGCGAUGCCCGCCGACACGGGAGCUUCAAAGACGCCGAGGCUCCACUGCCACGUUCCCUCUCCCUACGCUCCUUGGCCAAAAUGAGUGGACUCUUAGACGCUGCGCCCAAGGAGGAGAAAGCGUGCUCAGAGACGUACGCGUCCUUCAUCCCUGAUGUCCCAGCGUCCGAUUCCUCGACUGCGCGACACCACCUGCCUGCGGCGGAGCCUCGGCUCGGCCCGACGCAGGCGGACAAUGAGCUAAAGUCCGCUCCCCAGAAAAGCUCGGAAUACCUUCUGGUGGAUGGCGCCGUGCCCUCGACGACGGAGCGCGCGACUCCCUCAGCGUUCCAGGGCGCUCACCUCCACGGCGAUGUGUCAGACGGGUCCGCGUUGGACGAGCUCCUGAGGCACAUCCGCCAGGUCAGUGCCCAAGGAGGCGGAGGUAUCCGGGUCCUUACGUCCACCCCAGAGCGUCACAGUUAUCAUCAUCAGAAUGGCAAGACACCAGCUCAUAGCUAUUACCCAGAUCCGGCCUCCCGGCCGCUACCACUUAUUCCUCAAGGCGCCGCCGUCUCGCGGCAACAGCCGGAGACUCCCACCCGCCCCGCCGUCAUCAAGAUGGGCAGCGUCCUGCCGCGACACCACAGCUUCAACCGGCAGGGGGUGGCACCGAGGCAUUUCCCGGUCAGAAUGAACACUGACGGAAGCGACAACCGACCCCUGGCCCGCCGCCACCUGCCAGCGGGUCGGGCCUGCCUAACGCGGCAGCAUAGCUACAGCGAAGGCGUACGGCGCGCCAACGCCUCGGCCGUGCGGCGCGCCGUCUCGCUCAAGCCCAAAGUGCCACCUAAACCAUCCUUCCUGCCAGAGGCCUCCGCUUGGCCCGUGACCGAGGAGCGCUCGGGGUGCUGA